Molecule: messenger RNA, 15268 nt
Organism: Anopheles funestus (African malaria mosquito)
Lineage: Eukaryota; Metazoa; Arthropoda; Insecta; Diptera; Culicidae
Gene: trol
Product: basement membrane-specific heparan sulfate proteoglycan core protein
Exons: 53
Coding region: 930-14180 (4416 amino acids)
Cellular component (GO): plasma membrane
Molecular function (GO): protein binding
Source: RefSeq, a predicted model, not a curated record
GAAGUCUGCGCGUCUGGCCCUAGACGGCUGUGUGUGUGUAUGUAUGUGUAUCCAUGCGCGUGCGUUUGUGUAUGGUUGUGCAUAUAGUUGUCCGUGCGCGAGCGUGUAUUUAUAUAGAUCAAUCGGUCCGGGGAGAAGGUGUUGAAGUUUUGAACCGGUGUGUGCGGGUGUAUCAACCGCGGUCUUACUCUGCUUAGUGCACCAGUGUCCAAUUCCUGUACCGCUGCUUUCGUGCGGGUUCUUUCCACCCCGCCCCAACUCGGUUCUGGCUGGACUGCGCGUUCCUGUACCGUGGCACCGGCACUCGACGCACUCGUCAGCAGAAAAGGGGGUCGAAAUCUGACAGAGCUCCGACGGCACAGAUCAUGUUCCGCUGGCGGAAGGUGUUGAAUUGUCAGCAUGUUGCACCAGGAACCUACCGUACGAAAGAUCACACAUGCUAGGGAGACCUACGAUCCGGUGCGGUGUUUUUAUCGUCAAUUGAAAAGUUGAACUUUCCACGAUCACGGUCGCUUGACGUCACUCUACUUUUGCCUGAUCGGGAAUAAUCUAAAGACGUCUAUGUAUCGAUAUACCACCUUCCGUAAUGUUCAUGCUUGACAACUCGCUUAGGGAGCACAAUGAAAUGAAACAGUGAAACGUGAUGUAGUCCAAAAUUAGAUGACAACAGAUGCAUGAUUCGUUGCUUGCCUCUUGCUACUUGCCCAUUGAAGUAUAAGUGUGAAAGAUCUGGGGGAUCGUUUUAGUGCUAGUGUUGUGUGCGUGUGUUAAGUAGGACAAAUUUUGUGUGUUAGCUUCUUGUAGGCCACACCAGCCGGUGUGUUUCCUCGCGUUACCCGUGCUGGGCUGUUAGCAAAAAUAGAAAACAUUAUUGCCAUUUGCUGAUCGACGAAUAUCCCACCGGAAGUGAUCGCAUCGCCGCCCCGGCAAUGGCGGCCGUAAGGUGCAGAGUGGCGGCAUUGCUGCUGCUACUUCUAGCCGCCAUCGGUACGGAUGCAGCCAGGCAACAGCCAUCCAUCGUUGACAGUGAGACUGCACGUGACAGCGAUCUGGUGUUCGAAGAUGAAAAACCAUCGGGCUCAUCAAACUUUGAUAGGUUAAUGGAUAUUGAGAAUCAAGAAAAUCUCCGAUUAUUUGCCACUCACUCCAAGCCCACGUUUGAACAUUCCGAAGAACCGGUGGACAUUGCCGAACCGCUCGGUAGCUCAGAAUUGUCCUACACGGCGGACGACGUCGAGGAGUUCAAUGAAGACGACGAGGAAGCCGACAAUGAGGUGGCUCUACCGGACGAACCCGAACAGGACGAACAGAACCAAAGCUGGUUGAUGCGUAACGUGAAGCGUAUCAAGCGUAGCCUGGACAGUUUGUGGGGUAGUGCAACACCUUCCGAACCGAACGGUGAAGCUGAACACAAUGGUACGAAGCAGGGUAAGCACAAGAAGAAAGCAAGCACACUAGAAAAGCCACGGAAACCAAAAAACAAAAAGAAGCAGCUAACGAAGGAAGAGCGCCAGAAGAGACGCGAGCAGAAAGAACACGCUGCUGCCGCCGGUACGGUAUCGCAAACGACAACUACACAACGAUCCAGUUCCGGAACGGCUCACCAACAAUCGGUAGCUCACAAUGCGAUAUCACCGAUUGACGGAAAAUCGACCAAGUUCAUGGCUGCUCGUCCCAAGCGUCAGUACGAUACAACGUUCGACGACACCGAAGGCAGUGGUUUUGAAGGUUCCGGUGAAAAUGGUGCUGGUGAAGAGACUUGGACGUUCUACAAAAUGACGAUCACGCUGGACGAACCGUUCCAAAAGUCGAUGAACUAUCCAAAUUCCGAAAAGAUGCUGCACACCAGUAAACUAGUCAAGGAUCUGAUCGAUGAAGCACUAAGAACGGACUUUUUAGUUAUCGCCAAACGAUUUGAGCCGUACCCAUUGAACAAAGCACUAACGCUGGUAACACUCGAGCUGAAUGCCCCGAAGGACUUCAACUUGGAUGAGAUGGAGGACAGAAUACGUUCGCAGCUGCAGAGGGGCAACUACGAGCUGCGCCCCGACGGCCUUUCGCUGGUGCUUGCGGAUGAUGCUGAUUCCGACCUAGACGGUAAGGAUGAAAACAUACUCGAUCCGUUCCGGGAUUCAACGUUCCCUGGCCGCAUGGAUGAUGGUGAUGAAGAGGAAGACGAUGAAGAGGAUGAAGAGGACGACUUUGCCACCGAUCGACCGAUUGACGAGGCAGGACCGAAUGAGGAUGAGGUGGAACCAACCACCGAGGCUCAUUAUUUCGGUAGCGACAUUGAGCACACGGAAAUAACGGAUUUGUGCCGCGGAGAUGAUAAAGUGCGGUGCGGCAAAACGUCCGUGUACAUUUGUGCCGUCCAAUGGUGCGACAAUAUUACCGAUUGCCCGAAUGGCGAAGAUGAAAACGAGAGCGAGUGCCAAAAGUGCGGAAAGGACGAAUUUUCCUGUGAUAGAACCAGAUGUGUACCGCUUCAGAAGAAAUGUGAUGGCCAUCGUGACUGUAACGAUGGAGAGGAUGAAGCAAAUUGUAACAGGGGGUGUAAACCGAACCAAAUCGCUUGCCUUGACGGUGCUUGCAUCGAGCAGACGCAGCGUUGUGACCAUGUGCCAGAUUGUUCACGAGGCGAAGACGAACUUGACUGUGACGACGUUGCGCAGUGUGACGAGUCGAGUGAAUUCCUGUGCCGGGAGGAUAAUACCUGCAUCCUGACGGAUUCUUUAUGCGACGGACGAGCGGACUGUUCCGAUGGCGAGGAUGAACAAAACUGUGAAGGGUGCUCACCCUACGAGUUUCAGUGUCGGUGGGAUAAACAAUGCAUACCGCUAGAGAAGAAAUGUGACAGAGUGUAUGAUUGCUACGAUAAAACCGACGAGCAGGUUUGUGACUGCACCGUGCACGAGUUCCGGUGCGAUAAUGGAUACUGCAUUCCCAAGUAUCAACGUUGCGAUCGCGUGAACCAUUGCAACGAUCGAUCGGAUGAACGGGGCUGUAACGAUACAAUCGAAAAUCAAUGCAACGACGAAGAGUUUCUUUGUAAUAAUGGCCGUUGCAUUCCAAAGGAUUACACCUGUAACGAUAUGGACGAUUGUGGUGACAAUUCUGAUGAGUACUCAGCAUUGUGUGGGGAUAGUACCUGUAUGCCGGACGAGUUGACUUGCUACGACGGUGGCUGCGUUUCGAAUGCGGUCAAGUGCGAUGGACAUAACGAUUGCUCAGACGGUACCGACGAAAUGGGAUGCGAUGCCUCAAAUAACCCACCGAUCAAAUCACUAGGCCGCUGUGCCCAUGGCCAGUUUGAAUGUAACGACGGCAUAUGUAUUGCGGAUUACAAACACUGCAACGGUAUCGUUGACUGCCACGAUGAAUCUGACGAAACUGGCUGCAAUCCUGAUGCGUGUAGCCCCGACGAGUUCUCGUGCGAUGGCCAAUGUUACGAGAUGCAGGCCUUCUGCAACGGUAUACCCGAUUGUAUGGAUGGCAGUGAUGAGCAAAACUGUAUCAUCUGCUAUGGUGAUGCGUUCCAUUGCAAGAGCAAACAAUGUAUUCUAGCGGAGCACUAUUGUGACGGGGAACCCCACUGUAGCGACGGUAGUGACGAGCUUGACUGUAAAAACACUACGAUCUGCAAUCAGUACGAGUGGCAGUGUAGAAAUGGCUUUUGCAUAAACAAGGAUUUCCGCUGCGAUCAGGCAUACGAUUGCACGGAUAACUCUGACGAGGAGGGCUGUGAUCAUCAAGAAACCCCCAGUGAUCCAUGCCGCGAGGACGAGAUCUACUGCGAUAACAGAUGCCUCGAGGACAAUCGUAGAUGCGAUGGACAUGAGGAUUGUUCGGACGGAACGGACGAGCACGGUUGUCCAAGUUUACCGGAGGAGCGCUGUGAAGAACUGCAAUGUCCCGAUGGUAAUUGUUUCCGUCAUUCGCAGCGAUGCGAUGGGGUACGGAACUGUGACGAUGCAUAUGACGAGCAGAAUUGUCCUUGCCGAUCGAAUGAAUUUACCUGUGGAGAUGGUUUCUGCAUACCCAACCACCAAGUGUGCAACAGACGGACUGACUGUGCGGAUGGAUCGGAUGAGCGAAACUGUUCUUGUGCAAGAGACGAGUUCCGUUGUGGUACUGGCCAAUGUAUCGAUAAUAAUCGUCGCUGCGAUCAGCGUAUCGAUUGUGUCGAUGGAUCCGAUGAAAGAGAUUGCAGGCCGGUUGCCUGUAGAUCCAACGAAUGGAAAUGCCAUGAUGGUCAGUGCAUCCGACACGAUCAACGGUGCGAUCGUCGGUACGAUUGUGCAGAUCGUAGUGAUGAGUUGAGUUGCUAUAGCUGCGGUCCGAACAAAUUCCGAUGCGAGAAUGGUCCUUGCAUUGCAAUGGCGUUGAAAUGUAACGGAAGGGUAGACUGUCCGUAUGAUACUAGCGAUGAGCUUGAUUGUACCGCUGAAAGCCAAUAUGUCCCUCCGCCACCGUUCGAUCCACCAAGACUGAACCUAAGGACCUAUCCCGAUGAACAAACGAUCAAAGAAAAGGAAAUUGUGGAGGGCAACGAGGUCGUCUUCCAGUGUCGUGAUGAGGGCCCAAUGCACGCCAAGGUUAGGUGGGUUCGUGGCAACGGUCAACCUUUACCACCCGGCACGCGAGACAUGAACGGUCGUCUGGAAAUACCAAACAUUCGGAUCGAUCACAAUGGUGAAUACGUUUGUGAGGCUGUCGGCUACUCAAAAUCAACACCCGGAAGCACCAAGACGGUACACCUGACUGUUGAACGAUACAACUACCAACGACCACCGACAGCGUGCGCGGUUAAUGAAGCAACCUGCAUGAACGGAGACUGCAUUCUAAAGACACAAAUAUGCGAUGGCAAUCGUGACUGUAACGAUGGGUCCGAUGAGACGGGUUGCAGCCCGUACCAACAGUGCGAACCGAACCAGUUCAAAUGUCGCAACAGUAAGUGUGUGCUCAAGACCUGGCUGUGCGAUGGUGAACAGGACUGUGGAGAUGGUUCGGAUGAGGAAAACUGUGCCACGCUAUCGCCCGAAGCACCCUGCCGAUAUGACGAGUUUCAGUGCCGAACGGGACAAUGCAUUCCGAAGUCAUUCCAGUGCGAUACGCACCCUGACUGUCAGGACAAAUCGGACGAAGUUGGCUGCAUGUCUCCAUCGGUGAUUCAGCCACCACCACCAUCACUAACAAUUCCGGCCGGUGGUAUUCUCAACAUUACGUGCCGUGCUACCGGAGUUCCAGUGCCGUUGAUCGUAUGGCGGCUAAAUUGGGGACACGUACCACAAAAGUGUAAAUCGCGCAGCGACCAAGGUUUAGGUCGGUUAACCUGCGAAGAUAUGCAGCCUAUCGAUUCCGGUGCGUACUCGUGCGAGAUCAUCAACACGAUGGGCACGCACUUCGUAUCACCUGACACAAUCGUCAUCGUAACUGGCAGUGGUCCUGUAUGCCAGCAGGGCACCUUCAACAACAAGGCACGCAAUCCCGCUGACUGUAUCAACUGCUUCUGCUUUGGUGUAUCGACCACUUGCAGCAGUGCCGAUUUGUACACGUACGCUCUAAAGCCACCAGUAUCAUCCCUGACGAUCGUCGGUGUUGAAGGACCGUGGACUGGACGAAGGGAGUUGAUGAUAGGCGAGUUCGAGAAUCACAAUCUCACGGCACAGCGCCAUGGCGUUCAACUGCGCCUAACGAAUCUUGUACCGGGCCGUCGCGUUCCGUACUAUUCCCUUCCGGAGGAAUAUAAGGGCAAUCAGCUCAAAUCGUACGGUGGAUCCAUUCGCUAUGAUGUCGAGUAUGAUGGCACCGGCCGACCUGUGAAUGCUCCAGACGUAAUACUUAAGGGUAAUGGAAUGACCUUGGUACACUGGCAUAGUGGCACGUUCUAUCCGGACAUUAAGAAUCAUGUUUCCGUCAGCUUGCUUCCGAGCAACUGGCAGCGUGCGGAUCGUACACCAGCUAGCCGGGAGGAUAUUAUGAUGGUGCUGGCCAGCAUCGAAAGCAUUCUGAUACGUAUGCAGUAUGUCGAUGGAAUCGAACGGAACAUUGAGUUGGUGAAUGUAAUGAUGGACUCAGCCGCACAUGACGACCGUGGACUUGGCUCAGCAUCAUUGGUUGAAGAGUGUCGCUGUCCGCCCGGAUAUCGGGGACUUUCGUGCGAGAGUUGUGAGCAUGGUUAUGUGCGUCAGAGCAGUGGACCAUGGUUAGGACGCUGUGUACCACGAGCGGAAGAAUGUCGUCCCGGAUAUUUUGGAGAUCCAAACCGAGGCAUUCCUUGCUCACCGUGCCCAUGUCCGGUUGCUGGUGACAAGUCAAGAGCCCGCUCCUGCUACCUGGACAACCGGGACAAUGUGGUGUGCAAGUGUGAUCGUGGAUAUGCAGGCGAACGGUGCAUGGAAUGUGACGUAGGUUAUGUUGGGAAUCCGCUCGGCGAAGGAUGCUUCCCAAGGCCCCCUACCAACUGCAACUCGCUGGGAACGGAACGCGUUGGCUCGGAUGGCCGGUGUUAUUGCAAGUCUGGUAUAGAGGGAGCGUACUGCGACCGUUGUGAUAACCAACACUUUUAUCUGCACGAAAAGGGCUGUAUCGAUUGCUUCUGCAUGGGCGUUGUUGAUCAGUGCACCAGCACGACUUGGACGCGCGAUACCAUUCAAGCUUCGUUUGCUGACGGACGGUCAGGAUUUUCGCUUAUUUCGGACUACAACAAACCAUCGGUUAUUGCGCUCGCAUUGCCCAUUUCGAACAGAGAGAUCGUGUAUCGUAGCUUUGGCGCCAGUGAUGACACCUUCUAUUGGAGACUUCCGACUCAGUUCUUGGGUAAUAAGCUUACGUCGUUUGGUGGUUCUUUGAACUACACUUUGCGCUAUACUCCACACUCAUCUGGUGGUGUUUCGCGCAACAAUUCUCCAGACGUCGUACUGCACAGCAGUAACAAAAUUAAGCUACAUCACUACCGAAACAACAACGGCAUCUCACCGUACGGCUCAAGCACACAUUCGGUUGCGAUCGAAGAGGAUGAGUGGCAAAAUUAUGAGGACGGCAACACAGUCACCCGCGAGUAUCUGCUUAUGGCACUAGCGAACGUUAGUGAUAUCUUCAUCAAGGCAACGUACAACACGGUUUCGAAUGAAGCAGCUCUUUCCCACGUCAGUCUAGACAUUGCCAGAGAUACACCGUACGGCAGUGGCGUUCGUGCCUGGCCCGUCGAGCAGUGUCAGUGCCCGGUCGGUUUCAUUGGCCUGUCGUGUGAAGACUGUGCGCCCGGAUACUUCAAGGGAGAGCAAGGCAUUUAUCUCGGACUGUGUGAGCCAUGCGCUUGCAAUGGACAUUCGUCAGAGUGCGACUCCCAAACUGGUGUUUGUAUGAACUGUCGCGAUAAUACGUACGGUAACAACUGCGAACUGUGUCGUCCACCGUAUACUGGCAACGCGACUGUCGGUACACCGUACGAUUGUACGCUCAGCCGGCCCGAUCAAACGUUCGACUGUCGGGAGUGCGAUGUGCGCGGUUCUACUGGCAGCUGUCAACGAGGAUGCGAGUGCAAACGGCUCGUUGAGGGGCGCCGAUGUGAUGAGUGUCGUGAAGGUUCGUUCAAUCUGAACGCACGCUCCGACACUGGCUGUUUGGAGUGUUUCUGUUCCGGUGUGACGAAAGACUGCGCCACAGCGACAUUGUUCCGUGAAGAAUUGCCCGUGCUUAUUGAUGAGUUUGAUAACACGAUCACACUAACCGAUCGCGAUGGCAAGCUAAUGGAAAGCAGUAACUUCAACUUCAAUCCGAGCAUCAACGAGAUCAGUUACACGUUCCGUGAUCGUGAAACAUACUACUGGAGCUUACCUCACAUAGUGCUCGGUAAUCAGGUUCUAUCGUACGGUUCCAAUCUUACUCUCACGCAACACGUCGAAGGUGGCCGACCGCUACCAGAUCAGGACAUCAUACUGAUCGGUAAUGGUAUGAAGCUGUCAUGGUCUCGCGAUAACUACGACGACGGUACAUUCACCGUACCGCUGUUUGAGCGUAAAUGGACUGUGACUAAUCGCCGAAAUUCGUAUCCAGCAUCCAGAGCUGAUCUGAUGACAGUAUUAGCCAACCUGAACCACAUUUUGAUACGGGCAACCACAAAAGAAUCUACAAGGGUAUCCAAGUUGAGUGAUAUUGCACUCGGUACGGCAAUUCCCACACCAACAGCUUCGUUUGCUGAUGAGGUAGAAGAGUGUUACUGUCCAAAGGGUUAUCGUGGAACCAGUUGUGAGCAAUGCGAAGACCUGCACUAUCGGGACGUUUACGAUCGGUCGGCUGGGCUGCUGGGCGCCUGCAAACCCUGCCCAUGCAACCGUGAUAAUUCCGACUCCUGCCAGAUGGACAAUCGCGGUGUUGUAGUGUGCAAUUGUAGAGAAGGAUACAGUGGCGAGAAUUGUGACAACCCACCAACUACACACCAUCCAGCGAUUCGCCGACCGGCUAACAGUAGGCUUCCUACAAAAGUUAAAUGCGCAAACAAUGCCUUCCUACACACGGUAAAGAACAGUCUCUACGAUCUAUACCACAAGUGUGAUAAUGACGGUGUGGAGAUUGGUAUGCUGUACAAGAGCAAGCGUUCCAAUGAAGAAAUCGACACUCGCCCGACUAUGCCACCCCGAAACCCGGUGAUUGAAGUGGUCAUCAACGUACCUUCCAUCAAGAUCGUCGAGAUUGGUGACGAUUUCCGUGCGGACUGUAAGGCACAUCACAUCAUGACGAAGAACCCGAUCGACGUACAAUGGACCAGAAUGAAUGGUCGUAUGCCGGAUAGUGCCUACACAGACCGUGGAACGCUAGUCAUUACAAACAUCCAAAUUACCGAUGGUGGUUUGUACGUCUGUAAGGCGGGCAGUGGAGCUGAGGUAGUUUACAAGCAGGUCACAAUCAACGUCAGCAAACAAGAGCCCGUCAAACCGACGUUGGAAAUAUCGGCACCAGGACGAUAUAUCGAUCAGGACGAAUAUCAACCAGCGGAAGUACGCUGUACUGCUACCGGUUAUCCUACGCCCAGCAUCCGAUGGGAACGUGUCGAUCAACCGCUACCGUACAACAUUGUCAUCGAUGGUAGUUUGCUUCGAUUCAAUUCGCUGCGGCUGAACGAUGCCGGAACAUACCGUUGCGUUGCCAGUAACAAUGUCGGUGAAGAUGAUGGAUUACUCACGGUGUAUGUACGACCCGCCGUUGGACCGACAAUGGCUCCACCCUCAUCGCACGAAGUGGAACGCAUUGAAAUCACACCCAGCAGCUUCGAUGGACAGCCGGGUGAAAAGAUUCGUCUCGUGUGCCGUUGCUCACCGACCGCCCAGAUCGUCUGGACCAAGUUGGGUGAACCUCAGCUACCGUAUAACGUGAAUGUCAACAAUGAGAUACUCAUCAUCGAGCAUGCAUCGCAGGAAAAUACGGGUCGCUACAGCUGUACCGCGUACUUCCCGAACGGACGCGUCAAGACUUCAACCGUCGAUGUUAUGAUAACCGAUAAUAACUUGCCUCCAGAACCGAACAGGGUUGCUCCGCGAGUAAAUCCUCUCAACAAGAACUACGUCGUUAUGCAAGGUAGCGAUUUUUCGCUUUCCUGCGAAGCGACUGGCACUCCUUACCCAACGAUCAAAUGGACAUUGAGUGGCAAAACGUUCGAAAGUAACGUCCAGCAGAGUGGCAGCGUGUUGCGUAUUCUCAACGCACAGCCAAGCAACGGUGGCGUGUACAUCUGUGUGGCCAACAAUGAGGAGGGCAUGGAUCGUGCCUACACCGUUAUAGAAAUUGAUCGUCGAGAAAGGCCAGUUCUAGAAGUCUAUCCGAGUGAACCACAAUCGAUCAAGGUGGGCGAAUCGGUACGUCUUAGCUGUCGUGCUUCCGCUGGUGUACCGUACCCAACGAUCACCUGGGUCCGGAAGGAUCGUAUGCCAUUAUCGACUCGCUUCACCAACGAUGCAGAAGGUGUUAUAACUCUACGGGAAGCCGCACUGGAAGAUGCGGGCGAGUAUGAGUGCCGUGCGGAGAAUGUGGCCGGUACGGCCACGAUUGCUACCACAAUCGAAGUACUGCAACCACCGAUCAUUACACUGAAACCGAACGAAUAUUACAAGAUAACGGAGAAUGAUGACUUCACCAUUAACUGCUCGGCAACGGGCAAACCGGCACCGAUGGUCACACUGACACCGCCACGGGGUACAGUACGUUCUCACUUCGGUCAACAGACCGAAGGUUUGCGUGAGGUAACGCUGAAACUACACCGUGCCGAGCUGAACGAUGCUGGAACGUACGAAUGUACCGCCAAGAAUGCGGCCGGUGAAGAUUCGCAAUAUUUAACCCUCCAGGUCGACAUCAAGCGAGGUGACGUUGGUGGGUAUGACGAUGAUUAUGAUACGCCGUCUCGCGUACCAACGCAACCACCGCGCCAAAACAACCGUGACCCACAGUAUCCGAUCUACCACACGUACAAGGCGGUGCUGGGCGAAGAAUCGCACCUGUUGUGCCACGAGGAGUUGCGAAGCGCAAUGACCGAAUGGCGCCGUAGCGAUGGUCGUCCGCUUCCGUACGGUUCCAUCGUACGGGGUGGCAAUCUAACGAUUGAAAACACCGGUUACGAUGCGAACGGUAUGUACGAUUGUGUAACGUACACGGGUAUGUCUUCGCAACCGGUAACGGUGGUGCGCAUCAUGGUCGAUGUCGUUGCACCGCCCAAGAUCACCUUCAGCCCAACGAUGCCGAUGACAGUGCGACCGGGCGACAAGGUAGACAUCUACUGCAACAUAACCGGUGAUCAGCCGAUCGAGUCGCGCUGGCACGGUGAGCAAGGCUAUCCACUGCCACCAACGGUGCAGGUGUACGGAAACUAUCUGCGAUUCUCCAGCAUCGCACUGGAGGACGCCGGUCGAUACUACUGUAGCGCAUCGAACAAGCACGGCAACACCACAAAGGUUGCGGAAGUGAUCGUUAACAAAAAUGAGCUCAUGCCGGAACCUGCGACAUACGGUCAGCGUUACUACAACGUGGUGCAGGGUUCAUCGAUACGGUUGGAGUGUAAGCUGCCAUCUGAUGCACCAUACGUGAAUGUUAGGUACAACUGGAAUCGCCGGGAACAACGUUUACCACCGAAUGCUAGAAUUGCACCGUACGGCAAACAGAUGCAACUCAGCAAUGUGGCCAGAGAUGACGCUGGUACAUACGAGUGCAGUAUGACAUACCCGAACGGCACAGUCGUAUAUGAUUCCGUAGUACUAACUAUCACGGACGGCAUGACAAGCCGACCAACCAAUGUGCCGAGCCUCCGAAUAGAACCUUGUAUCGAAGUGCCCCCGUACUAUGCAAAGGUUAUCCACAUUAUCUACCUCAGCUGCGUGCGGGAUAGUACGCCGCGUGUACAUCGUGGCCGCAAGCGGAACGUAUCGCGGUUGGGACUAUCCGGUGGCACCAGGUCGUCCACCGUUAAGGAUGCUGCAUUGGCGGAUAAAGAUGUCAGUGUCGAUCGUCCGAAACGCCCACCAACGUACCUGUUCGCCCCCGAGUCACUGCCAAUUCUGCAGCUGGAACCAGCACGUUCCAUGGUACGGCCCGGUGAAUCGGUCGUAGUCGAUUGUAGCUCGUCCGCCGGCACGGAUGUUCCGAUCCGGUGGGAAAAAUCCGAUGGAACGCCACUACCGUACAACAUUCGUCAAGAAGGAAAUCGUCUCUACAUUCAAAAUGCCCGUGAAGAUGACACCGGUUCGUACACGUGCAUCUGUUACACCGACGAUGGGUUGCGUUACAUUACCGACUUCCAGCUAGAGGUGGAGGAAAACACAAUCCCGGAUGUAUUACCGCGUAGUACGUCACGGUUAGAGUUUGCUGAACGUGGUACGACGGUGAAGCUGCAGUGCAACACUGACCAAUAUCCAACGUCCUACCAAUGGACCCGUGAGAAUGGUGAAUUACCAUCCGAUCGAGAUACGCGCGGAUCCACACUGAUACUCCCGAAUGUACAAGCUUCGGAUGCCGGAAAGUACGUCUGUUCCGCGAAACACGGUGGCCAGUUGGUGAACGUCGUUACAACGCUGGUGGUCAACAACGUUAUCCCAUUCUUCCCACAGUCUCCACUAAGCUAUAUGGAAUUCAAAUCGUUCGAUAACGUGUACUCCAAGUUCUACUUUGAGAUUUCAUUCAAGCCAGAGAAAAUGAACGGUCUGAUAUUGUACGCAUCGCAGCGUCGCCCUAACCAAGAUUACAUUGCACUGUCCCUGCGCAACGGUUACCCACAGUUCCGCUUCAACUUUGAUGGCCAGCAGGUGGUAUUGCAACCAGAGAAACCAGUGCACAUGGGCAAAUGGCACACGGUGAAGGUGAACCGUGUUCGCAACAACGGAUUCCUACUUGUGGACGACCAAACACCGGUCAAUUUCCCCGAGAAACUUAAAUUCUACGGCCUUAAUCUGGACGAUCAUCUGUUCGUCGGCGGUGUGCCACAGUUUGACCAGGUGCCGGCAUCAGCAAUGGAGUUCAAGGAGGGCUUCGUGGGAUGUAUCAGCCGGCUGAAGCUGAACGACCGCGAGGUACAGCUAUACCAGGACGCACUGGAAACCGUCGGUAUCACGACGUGCGAACCGUGUGCCGAAGAUCCUUGCAACAAUGCAGGAACUUGUAUGGAAGCGCAAACUGCCCAAGGUUUUAGCUGUCUCUGCCGGGACGGAUUCACGGGACGGAACUGUCAGCAUGAGGGUGAUGGCUGUAGCAUGGAUACGUGCGGUGUUGGACGUUGCGAGGAAACGGACAGCGGAACGGAGUGCUACUGCCCAAUACACAAAACGGGCGAUCGGUGCCAGUACACGGAACACUACACGGACGCAACGCUUGCCUUUAAGGACGGAAGUUAUGCCGCUUACGACAAAUUCCAAUCAAAACGUAGCAUCCGCUUCCGAUUCAAACCAGACUCGUUGGAGAAUGGUAUUAUGUUCUAUGCGGCGGAACACGAACAGUCAUAUGGUGAUUUUAUGGCGGCAAUUCUUAACAACGGAUUCGUCGAGUUGCGCUACAGUGUGGCUGGAAAGAUGAAACCACUAAUUGUACGAUCGACUGUACCGAUUGAGGUUGGCCAAUGGCAUACGGUGUCGGCAGGACGAAGCAAGGCCGGUAUCGGAUAUCUGCAGGUAGAUGAUGAGCCUGUUCACAACGAAGUGUCCAACCGUAACACACCAAUUCUGCUGCAGACGAAGGUGUAUGCCGGCGGUUACGAUAAGCGGCUGCUCCUUAGCCAAGAAAUUGGAGUCCGCCGUGGAUUUGAGGGUUGUAUAGCUGAGCUCGAAACGUCCGGCAACAAGCUGAAUAUGAUUGAUGAUAUUCGGGACUCGGCAAACGUUUACCACUGUGGACAUGCAGGUGCUCCCCAGCCGUACCCUUCGGGCGACCAAAAUCCCGUCACAUGCCGUCCGGGACGUGGUGGUGACGAUUGUGAAACCAUCACCGAUAUCUGUCUCGAGCAGCGACCCUGUGAGAAUGGGGCCCUCUGUCAGACACAUCAGGGUGGUCAAAACUACACCUGCACCUGUCAGCCAGGCUAUCUGGGAUUGAGGUGUGAGGUGCAGUACAAUACGCUCGUAGCGUCCCGCUUCGCUGGCAAUGGUUUUAUCGAGAUAAAUCCGAAGGCGUUCAAGAACAACGAAAACCAGGUCACUACCGAGAUUGCGAUCAUGUUUAGCACGCAGGAACAGAACGGGCUGCUCAUUUGGUACGGACAGCGUAACGAUGAAGAGUUCCUGGGCCACGACUACAUCGCACUGGCCAUUCAGAGUGGAUUCGCCGAGCUAACGAUACGAAUGGAUGGACAGGAAUCGUACGUGCGCAACAGUGAUGUGUACGUCAGCGAUCAGGAACGGCAUGUCGCGCUGAUUCGUCGCGAGCGCAACCAGUUCCAUCUGCAGGUUGAUUCGCUGACGGUGCACGGUGAGACCCGUCCUACCGGAAAGCAGACAAUGGAUAUUCCUGGCAGCAUCUAUGUUGGCGGUGUGCCGGAUAUUGAACGUGUCACCGGUAAUCGGUUCAACGAGAGUUUCAAUGGAUGCGUGUUCAGCGUAGAAAACAUCGAGGAGAACCAAUCGAUCGAACUGCGCGACUAUGCCAUUCGCACCGUUAAUGUAGAUGUGUGCGACGAACCCGAUCUAGGACCGGAACCACCCGUUGUGUAAAACCCACAUUUCUUCCACAAACAAGAAGGAGCUGCUACUCGGACCCACAACGUGAACGACAGUUCUUCCACACGAUUAGUAAUGGUUCCGAAACUGUUCGCUCCUGGGUGCCGACACAUCGAGUGACAAAAUAACCAACGAUGCUUAAUGGAGAGCAGAAACAAAAAGGACAAAAGUGAACAGUAAAAUAACAUAUAAAACCAUGCAUACUAAAACUGUAUCGUAUACCUAGAAACGCAGCAAUAUGCACGAAGAGAAGAAAAAACGCGUACAGUAACGAACAACGAAUGUGCCAAAUAAUUGUAGUAUUUAUGUAAAAAAAAAAACAAAGAGGAAAUAAUCACGAAAGGCGUAAAGUUGACCAGGCGCUUGACAAGCGUUAAGAUUCGACAAGACAGCCAUAUGUUUGUUUAAAACAAAUUCUGAAACCUUUCCCCUCACAUACGAUGAUAAAACGCCCCGUGCACGUGCAGAGAAACCCGAACACGUGUACUAUAUUUUUGCACUGCCAACUUUCGGUUCACGUACGAUAUUAUGUUGUCUCUAAUAUGUUGUUUUAUAAUUACUUCACAGUUGUGAGUACGAUAGUGACCUACUCGUGUUGAAAACAUACUUCAAACCAGUCAAGAAAAAACAACUGCGCAACAAACGAUUGUGUUCAUUCGCUUAGAAUAAUUAUGCUUAUUUCGAAGCUCAAGAGAAACACAAGUGCACACAUACAUCGAUUUCGUUGGAUAUUAUAAUCUCAAAUUGUUAUUAUUCGCACACAUUGUAAUUUCUGCACAGCUUUUUGUUUUGUAUGUAAAGCCCGAAAAACGGUUCUCCCAUAAGCAAGAUGGAGGGAUAAUUUCUUUCAACUAACUGCCCUUUACGAUGGUCUUCAAUUCCUACUACUAAGUACUUUCGACGCGUUAAAAAGCUAGGAAAGCAGUUAGGAAAGGUGUUAUCAAACUUUAAUGAACAGAUAGAAACUAAAAAAAAACAAUACACAGCAAAGGCAGAGGAACAAAAGUAACUAAACUAUAAUUUGUCACUCGUUUACUUUCGUAUCAAUUAUGACAAUAAAAUGAAUAGUCAAUGUAAAACGA